GUCGGGCCGCGUUCCGGAGUCGCGAACCAUCUCUUCCUUUCGAUUCAACCACCACUCACAUAUGUUUAUCAAUUUUUCCUCCCCAUUAUCGACAUUAUACCCUCCCCCUCCCUUUUCAUAAUCGACACAACGCCACACAGUCUAAAGCCGAUCAUCGAACUAGUACUUAUACUACACCUCAUCUAGCAAAGCUCAGAAUGCACGAAAUGCCUCUGUGGUUGCCGAAAUCAUACCAGGAUUUGAACGAUCUGCCUUCAGAGAAUAUCGUCUAUCAGCCUAAAUUAGGAGGCAGUAAAGUCGUUCGCACCGCGCCAGGCGUAGUGAUCAAAUACAGAGGGGACUUAGCAGAGGAAGUGAACUGUUUGAAUUUUGCUAGGGAUCAUCUCUCUAUUCGGGUCCCGCGAGUGCUGCAUCACCCAGGUGACGUUCGUCAGUCAACGCUUUGGGAUCCGCGUACAGAGGAGUUACCGCAAGUAUGGUAUAUUUGUAUGGAGGAGAUCCAAGGCGUUCAGCUAAAGGAGGUGAUCGACAGCUUUACUCCUCUUCAGCUCGAGCACGUCGCCUCCCAGAUAAAGGCUAUACUCGCUGAUAUGCAUUCUGUACCUGCACCCCAUAUUGGAUCUGUUUCGGGAGGCCCUUUCCAAAACUCAUACUUCUUCCCCUACGCCGUCAAACCUCAGAAUGCUUGGACCAAGGUCUCUGACUUCAUCGACCAUUAUCACCAAUUGUUGAUGACGUUUGGUACCGAGGAAUAUGCAAAGGAAUUACUUGCCAAUUUUCCUCAGGACUGCCCCGUCAACUUUACUCACGGCGACCUGGUACCCCGUAACAUACUCGUUGAAGGCUCUACUAUUACUGGGAUCGUCGAUUGGUCCAUGGCAGGGUUCUAUCCGGAAUUUUGGGAAUAUAGUCGGAUGUACGAUGACAGCGAACAGUCCAAGGGCUGGAGUCAGGUCCUGAGCAUGAUCUUUCCUGGCCCUCGACUUGAUAAUCAAAUUGCUACUUUUCAUCGUCUAAUGGGAACGCUGCUGUACAACCUUUGAGGACCCAUGGCGGUGAAGGUUUUCUUGACGUGCCGGAUUCCCAUUUUACCGAACGAAUAUCAGUAAUGCAUGUCCCACAUGCUACAAGAGCGCUGCAAGGUCUCUUAGACGGUGUUGCUCGGCUGUGGAUAGGAUCACAACUCUAAGUGCGUGCUAUCAUCAACCACGCCCGAAAAUCAUCGAAACCGUUAUCGCUGCUACCCAUCUGCUGUAUCUACAGUACCUGUUGUCUACAUCUACAGGCUUUCUAGUUUUUGCUUUACGCAAUUGGUUCUCUUCUAUAUUCCAAACUGCCUUUUUCACGCAGCACCUUCUA
This is a messenger RNA of Lentinula edodes (shiitake mushroom), 1359 nucleotides long. RefSeq names its product kinase-like domain-containing protein. NCBI's taxonomy places the organism in Eukaryota, Fungi, Basidiomycota, Agaricomycetes, Agaricales, Omphalotaceae. The record is from RefSeq and is a predicted model, not a curated record. The transcript has 2 exons. Bases 198 to 1043 code for a protein of 281 amino acids.